Molecule: messenger RNA, 1345 nt
Organism: Lolium perenne
Lineage: Eukaryota; Viridiplantae; Streptophyta; Magnoliopsida; Poales; Poaceae
Product: transcription factor MYB4
Source: RefSeq, a predicted model, not a curated record
CCGGCAUAAAUACCCGGACACCCCCGCGACUCCGCCAUUACUCUGCGCCACGAAGCUCGCUCGCCCGUGCUCCCUCCCCCAAGGACACACAGGCCACGCGCAUCCAGCACUCAUACAGAUCGGCGAGGCCGACUGGCCUAGAGAUUCAGGGGAGUGGAUCAGGGCAGGAGGAGGAGAAGUUUAAUGGGGAGGGCUCCGUGCUGCGAGAAGAUGGGGCUGAAGCGGGGUCCCUGGACGGCGGAGGAGGACAAGAUCCUCGUCGCCCACAUCACCAGCUUCGGCCACGGCAACUGGCGCGCGCUGCCCAAGCAAGCCGGCCUGCUGCGGUGCGGCAAGAGCUGCCGGCUCCGGUGGAUCAACUACCUGCGCCCGGACAUCAAGCGCGGCAACUUCUCCGACGAGGAGGAGCAGUCAAUCAUCCAGCUCCACCAGCUGCUCGGCAACAGAUGGUCAGCGAUCGCCGCCAGGCUGCCGGGGAGGACGGACAACGAGAUCAAGAACGUCUGGCACACGCACCUCAAGAAGCGGCUGGAGCCCAGCGAGCAGGAGCAGCACGAGCAGCAGCCCGGUGCCCCCAAGAAGCGCAAGCCGUCGGGCCCGCCGCGGAGGCGCGAGGCCAAGGCGGCCAGGAAGGCCGUUGCAGCCGCGCCGGUGUCCUCGCCCGAGCGGUCCGUCUCGUCGACGGUGACCGAGUCGACGUCGGUCGCCUCCGCGGCAGCAGAGCACGGCGGCAGCUCGGGGAACUCGGCGGGGAGCUCCGUGUCGGUGAAGGAGGAGAGCUUCACCUCAGAGUCGGAGGAGUUCCAGAUCGACGAGAGCUUCUGGUCCGAGACGCUGUCCAUGCCGCUCGACGACAUCAACGAUGUCGGCCUGAUGGAGCCGCAGGACGCCUUCGGCGGGGGCAAGUCGUCCGACGGCGACAUGGACUACUGGCUCAAGGUGUUCAUGGAGGGCGAAGGCGACGGCGGGGAUGCCGACGUGCUAGACUUACCGCAGAUGAUUUAGGGAGGGAGAGAGGGUUUUAGCGGCAGUUUCUUUGCUCCUGAUUUAAUUGUUCUUUUUCUCUCUCUCUCGCACUGCAUCGGAGGGAUUGCUAACAGAGAAGAGUACCCGUGCCUGUGGAGGAAAUUAGUCAGAAUCAUCAAGCCCGCCCGGUAGCUUUUGUUUGAUCGAUCCUUCUUGUUUACUACCAUCUUGUAUGUAUAGAAAAGAGGAGAGACCAGCGAUCGGAACCCCAAGCAUGCAUUCUGAGAGAGAUUCUCUCUGCACAAGCAAGGUUCAAAUGUUCAUGUACCAUGGAGAUUAUCUAUAUCUGAAAUGGGCUCUGCUCUUCUCAUUUGCUUAA